AUGGCUCAUAAAAAGACACCUGUGCCCUUAAACAUUGCUCCUGCUGGUGAUGGGUUUCCCACCUCCACCAACAACGAUGUUGUGUCUGAAGGCUUGGAGCUGGAUGAACAACAGAGGAAAAGGUUAGAAGCUUUUCUUACCCAAAAGGCCAAGGUGGGUGAGGACUUCCAUCAUGUCUGUGAGCUGGGUGCAGGCAAUGGCGGAGUUGUAAAGGAAUGCCACAAAUCUUCAGGAAUGAUCAUGGCCAGGAAGCUUAUUCAUCUUGAAAUUAAACCUGCAAUCAGAAACCAGAUCAUCCAGGUGCUGCAUGAAUGUAACUCUCCCUACAUUGUGGGCUUCUAUGAUGCGUUUCAUAGUGAUGGAGAGAUCAGCGUCUCCAUGGAGCACAUGGACGAUGGAUCUCUGGACCAGGUGCUGAAAGAAGCAAAGGAAGAGAUUCUGUGCAAAGUCAGCAUUGCUGUUUUGAGAGGCCUUGUGCACCUAGAAAAACAUAAAAUCAUGCAUGGAGAUGUGAAGCCUUCUAACAUGCUAGUGAGCUCGCAGGGGGGAGUGUUUUUCGUGUUUGCUGUAUAGCCUGAGAGGUUGCAGGGAACCCACUAUUCUGUGCAGUCAGAUGUGUGGAGUAUGGGGCUGUCUCUUUUGGAGUUGUAUGGAACGCUUCCCAUCCCUCCUCCAGAUGCUAAAGAACUGGAGGCCAUAUUUAGAUGUCCCAUCUUGAAUGGUGGUGAAGGAGAGACGCUCAGCACUUCACCCAGACUCCGACCAUCAGGUAGACCUGUCAGCGGUCAUGCUUUUGCCAUGGCCAUCUUUGCACGAUUAGACUACAUAGUAAGAAUCUAAGAGCCUCCUCCCAAACUACCACAUGGUGUCUUUACCUCCGAUUUCCAGGACUUUGUGACAAAGUGUCUCGUCGAAAAUCCAGCAGACAGGGCUGACUUGAAUAUGUUGACGAACCAAAUGUUUAUCAAGCGGUCUGAGGUGGCGCAGGUAGACUUUGCUGGGUGGCUUUGUAAAACCAUGGGGCUGAACCAACCUAGCAGUCCAACGCGCACUGCAGACUGA
Cyclopterus lumpus (lumpfish) is the source of this 1062-nucleotide messenger RNA. RefSeq names its product mitogen-activated protein kinase kinase 2b (gene map2k2b). Lineage: Eukaryota; Metazoa; Chordata; Actinopteri; Perciformes; Cyclopteridae. Gene Ontology annotation, molecular function: protein kinase activity; ATP binding. The record is from RefSeq and is a predicted model, not a curated record. Gene Ontology annotation, biological process: protein phosphorylation.